This is a messenger RNA of Fusarium poae, 1356 nucleotides long. RefSeq names its product DNA replication regulator sld2 (gene SLD2). Lineage: Eukaryota; Fungi; Ascomycota; Sordariomycetes; Hypocreales; Nectriaceae. The record is from RefSeq and is a predicted model, not a curated record. Gene Ontology annotation, molecular function: single-stranded DNA binding; DNA replication origin binding. Gene Ontology annotation, biological process: mitotic DNA replication preinitiation complex assembly; double-strand break repair via break-induced replication; DNA replication initiation. The coding region runs from base 1 to 1356 and encodes 451 amino acids. The transcript is spliced from 2 exons. Gene Ontology annotation, cellular component: DNA replication preinitiation complex.
AUGGAUAAAGACACCAGAGCCGAAUAUGAAAAUCAAUCGCAGCAAUUGCGCAUUGACCUAAAAACUUGGGAAACAGAAUGGGCAAAAUCGCACGACGGCCAGAAGCCAGGAAGAGGAGAUAUUAAAGCAAACAAAGACAUCGGCAAGUUCCCCAAAUCUCACUACAACAAGGUUCGAGAUAUUCUCUCGGGCAAAAUACCAAUCCCUUCGAAGGAAGCCCCCGAGUCCGCAAAGGGAAAAUUAGAUGGUCUACCAGCACAAACGCCCACGAAACAGAACAAGCAUAUCGAAACUCCAGCCAAGAAUCGUACCCAACACCAUGAUGAGGAGCUCAUGAAUACCCCAGCUAUAUCACGGAAACUGUUCAGUCCCACUUCUGUCACCUCGGUUGGUCCUACACCACAACGAGAUGGUCAAGUACUUGGACUUUUCGAUUUACUGGUAGAGAAAGAACUAGGAACGCCAUCAAGGAACGAUUCUGCGAUCAAGACGGGGUCCGCUCGAAAGAUUGAUGCUACUCCAAGUAAGAGGUCAGCAGCAACGGAUGACGACGAAGAAGAAAGGCUUGGCCGAACCCCUAUGUCGUCUAGCAAACGACAGCGACUAAACCACUUCAUGACUCCAUUAAAGAAUAAGGAUAGAAAUCAUGAUGCUGUGACGCCUUCUUCGAUUUCCAAGCUUCAAUUUGACACGCCAGCAUUUUUGAAGCGCAAUACCCUACCAGUUCUGGACGAGAACGGCGAUUUUGACGCCCCGGCUCCUCUACGGCUACCACGCAAACCAUUUGCAAGAGGUCUCAGCGAAAUUGUAGCAAGUUUACGGAAGGUUGAGGAGGAAAAUCUGGAUGAUGACCUUGAUGCAUUGCGCGAUGUUGAGGAUGGUGGAGCGGGUGAAGCGAAACCAAAGACGUUUUUCCCAUCCAAACCUAAGGACAACGUACCGGUCUACGACAACGAAACACAGCAACUACCGCUUGGUGGUUUUGAUGACGAAGGUGCGUACGACAGUCCAGUGGAGGGAGACAAUCCGACGAGAGUGUACAAGAAGAAGGGCCAGAAGCGAACAACAAGAAUGGCCAAGAUGCGUCCAGUCCGGGUCAAGAGACCUGAGGAUAUGGCAGCAAAUCCUCAAAGCGAUGUGGAGAACGAUGAAGUGCAAGCUGGUGGUGAGGAUGCUGGAUCUGAUUUCGAUGAGAUAUCUGAGAAGAAGCCCACGCAGAAGAAGGAGGGCGCUGUCAAGAAAGCAGCACGAAAGGUGAAUGAGUUAGCACAUGCAAACUUCCAAAGACUGAAGCUUAGGAAUCACGGAUCCAAGGGUGGGCCAGGCUUUAAUAGUAGAUUCCGCCGAAGAAAGUAA